Molecule: messenger RNA, 508 nt
Organism: Gallus gallus (chicken)
Lineage: Eukaryota; Metazoa; Chordata; Aves; Galliformes; Phasianidae
Exons: 3
Coding region: 39-455 (138 amino acids)
Source: RefSeq, a predicted model, not a curated record
ACAGCAAAGCAGGAACCGUGAGGAGAGAUCUCCAAAAGAUGUGCGGGCAGGUGGGAUGGGCCAUGCCGUGUCCCCAUGUCCAUGUCCUCCUGCUGCUGGUGUUUGGUACUGCUGUGAGCACCCAGGGCAUCUGCAGUUCCACAGCUGAUGGUACUCUCCAGGCUCCAGCCCUGCUCCUUAACGCUUCCAGAGCUCAGGAAGGGGAAGUUGUCCUGGCUCAGUGUGUCCUUCUGAAGCGGGUUCCUGCUGCCCGAAUUGUCUUCUGCAAGGAUGGGAUGGAGGUUCACAACAUGAAAGCCCAUCAGGAUACGGUCACCUACUCCAUGCUGCUGAACAUCUCUGCAAGAAGCAGUGGGACAUACACGUGUAGGUACCAGCAGAGGAACAAGAGCAAUUGGCUAAGGAGAUCUCCCCUCAGCACUCCCUUGGAUCUACAUGUCACAGGUGGGACAUGACACCAGGGUGGUGAGGACAUAGGGGAUGGGGGGUAAUUAACACCACAUGGAUA